UCCGGGGUCGCAAGACACAGGCACGGGUGCCACGAGGGGCACGCCGCGAGGGACGGCAGGAGGCCGGACGCAGUAGUUCAGGGGAGACAUCCUCGCAACGCGCAUCGGAUUCCUCCGGAUCUUUUGCUUUUUUAGGCGACGACAGCGCUCCCUCAAGCAGCGGGGAACGCGAAGGAGGCGCCCCAGAACCCGGCGCGGCAGCUGCGACCAAACCACGACAGACGAGGGUCACUCACAAGGCGGCACCCAAGAAGGGACUUCAAUCGUGAUUAACAUCUCUAAAAAGGUACUGUCACAAUCUGAACUGAAUUUGUUACAGAAGGGUUUAUCUUUUUGUCCAUCCUCUAAGCUGGAUACCUUUUCGCUGGACAUUGACCUGCAAAGGUUCUAUAGACUCUUACGUUUAAAAGUUCAGUUCAUGGAUAAAGAAGUUAGAGGGACUAAGGCUGAUAUUGGAGCAUUAACUCCACAACAAUUUGAUUUGUAUAAAAAGAGCAAAUACCUUCCCCCUACUUCUUUUCAUCCAGUGGAAACUGUUAUAUCCCUUAUGUCUAGGGAUAUUAAUCAGUUCAUACAAGAUCCUAAGGGGCUUAGAAAUAUGCGGUAUAAUAACAACUUAACUCAAAUUGAACGGGAGUCCCUUAAAGUGUUGAUGGGAGAUAAAGAUGUGAUAUACAAACCAGCUGAUAAGGGGGGAGCAUUGGUUAUCUUGGAUAGGGAAUACUAUAUACAGGAGAUAUUGAGCCAAUUGAGUAAUAGAGAUACCUAUAUACAGCUUGAUAAAGAUCCCACUGAUGAAAUUACUGGCUUAAUAUCUGAAGUAUUGUCUCGCUAUCAUGAACAGGGUGUAGUGACUGAUAGUUUGAAGGAUUACCUUACAAAAGAAUUUCCAUGUAUACCAGUGCUCUACACCCUCCCCAAGAUACACAAGAAUCUUCAAUCCCCUCCAGGACGUCCCAUAGUGGCCGGCGUUAAUUCGGUCUUAUCCCCGUUAUCAAUCUUUUUGGAUAAAGUACUAGCGCCUUUUGUCCAGUGUGAUCUCAAAUGUUGCGUGUUAAGCGCAUAGUUACAGAGGAGGAACAGCUCAAUACACGUUUGGAUGAGAUGACCAUGAAGUUUACACAGAGGGGCUAUCCCAGACAGAUACUUGAUCAGGAGGUAGCCAGAGUGAAGGAAUUGGAUCGCACCUCUAUCAUACAGGACAGAACACGUGAUAUAUCUAAAAAAACACGCAUACCAUUUGUACAUACAUAUCAUCCGUGUACUCGUAAAAUUCAUCACAUUAUUUACAAGCACUGGCCCUUAUUACGUAAAGCCUAUCCUACUAUUCCUGAUUUUCAGGAACCACCACUGUUAUCAUAUAAACGUACACGGAACCUAAGAGAUAGAUUGGUCAAGGCUGACCUUGGUACCCAGAAGGUUCAGGCACAGAGGGUUUUGGGCCCCUUAAAGAAUGGUAUGUUUCCAUGUGGGAGGUGCAAUCAAUGUUCCAGUGUGAUUCGCACCAAUAUGUUCACUCACCCACAAACAGGGAGGAAAUUUGAGCUACGAGGACAUUUUACAUGCGAUACAGAGUAUGUAGUCUACAUGCUCAAAUGCCCAUGUGGCUUAGCUUACAUUGGUGAAACAAUUCAACCCAUACGUGAUCGCAUUAGUCAGCAUAAGUCCACAAUUCGAAAGGAAGUACUCAAAUUACCAGUUCCAGCUCAUUUUCAUUCGGCGCGACAUUCUGUAGCAACCCUCAGAUUCCUUGUGUUGGAAUCUAUUGCCCCCCCAC
Messenger RNA from Xenopus laevis (African clawed frog), 1777 nucleotides. RefSeq lists its product as uncharacterized. NCBI's taxonomy places the organism in Eukaryota, Metazoa, Chordata, Amphibia, Anura, Pipidae. The coding region runs from base 419 to 1066 and encodes 215 amino acids. The record is from RefSeq and is a predicted model, not a curated record. The transcript has 2 exons.